AGACAUUUGUGGGCUUCCAUAUAAACAUGCUCAUCUCUAAAUCAAAAUAUAAACACGUGCAAAGGACCUUCGGAUCAGCUAGUGAUCACACGAAGAAAUGGAUUUGAUUGGUUGAUUUCACCGUGCCCCCAUUAUUUGAUUGGGUUAAAAAAAUCCCCGCCCUAACACAAAGCAAAGUGUGUGCUGUUAAUAUUUUUGUUGAUGUUUUCACGUACAGCAAUGUUUAAGGAUGGCAUCUGGAAGAAAAACUUAGUAAAAUAGCCUUAAUAAGCAAUUCAAGAUGGUUCUCCUAACUGAUUCGAUACCUGUGUGCAGUAACCCAGGUGAGAGAGAUGCUGUGGAGACUCUGCUCUCCAUGAGGAAUGCCAUCUGUCCUAGUAGCAGUGAUGAGAGCUCCACGUUGUCCGAGGAUGAUUCGCGGUACAGUCCCUCCGAAGAGGAUUCGCGGUACAGCCCCUCCCCCACUAGUUCCUUCCACUCGAGUGAUGAGGACUCGGUGUCCGACUCGACAGAGCCGACCAUAUUUAGGAAAAAUUCAAAACUUGCAAGGCUCCUGCUAGAAGAUCCUGCGGAUUUUUCCUUCAGACCAAUGAUGGGAGGCCAGCGAAUGCCAGCUGUCAUGAUGCCUAACUAUCAACUUGCCAAAACAGGUGCUACAUGUAAUCCAUCAAGAAAGCCUGAAAUGUUUAUUGACUCUUCAAAUAUCCCAUAUCCCCCUCCAACAAAACAGAGACAUCAUCUCAAAAGGUCGUCACCUGUGAUAAAGAAACAACCUGAGGCCAAGAAACAGAAAACGUCGGACUCUUUGAUAGGCAUCAAGCCUAUGACAGACCAACAGCCUGAUUCACAGAAAAGUGCCACCAUUACAACAUCAACUAUCGCUACAAUUCAAAACUUGAAUACAACAGCAAGUGCCCCGGUGAUUCAGGUGAUAAUUGUGAAUAACCAAGGACAGUGCUUGGAUAAAGACAAGAAUGACUGGUUGAGUAAGCUUUGUCCCAUUGCACCAGCUCCCCCACCAGAAAAUUCAACUGAAAGCAGCGUACAGGACCAGAAUGUGGGAAACAGGCGCAGAAACCAUAUGUGUACUUACAAUGACUGUGGGAAAACUUAUUUUAAGAGUUCACACCUUAAAGCUCAUCUCAGAACACACACAGGAGAGAAGCCAUUUGUGUGCUCAUGGGAAAAUUGUGACAAAAGAUUCGCCCGGUCAGAUGAACUGUCACGUCACAGAUACACUCAUACUGGAGAGAAAAAAAAGAUGAAGAUGGUCUUGCACGCUCCUGAUAUUGACAAUUCCGGCGAAAGAGAUGCAGUGGAAUCUCUUUUGUCCAUGCGGAACUCAUCGCGUAUGAGCAGCAGAGAUGACGGAUCAAACACGUCCGAGAAUAACAACCUAUACUCCCCCUACUUCUCACGAUUUGCCAGCGAUGAGGAUUCCUCAAUAUUCCCAAAGUAUUCAAGAUUUAAAAGGUCAUCCAAGCUCUCUACGCUUUUGUUUAAGGAUCCAGACGAUUUCGAUAGAGAGAUGGUGCACUGUAAUCAGGUCUCGGUCAUUGUACCAAAUUACCAUCUUGCCAAAACGGGGGCGACUUCCAAUCCCUCGAGAUCCCCGGAAAUGGUUCUCGAUUCUUCAAAUAUCCCAUACCGUCCCCCUCACGCACUAGUAAGGGACACUGUUCCUGGUAAGCGGAAGUUUCCUACAUCAUUCAAUAAUGAGGAAGAAGACCACAUACAGCCAGUUCCGAAAAGGACAAAACAUGAGAGGAUGAACACACCCAUCAAAAGGAAAAUUGAGGACAUUAGGACGACUCCGAAAAACACGAUCACGAAAAAUAUUAAAGAACAUUGCCUUGUCGACAGUGAUAAGGAAAAAACACACCCUCCUCUAAAAAGAAUGGAGGGCGACAGGAUUGAGAAAACUUCAUUGAAGAGAGCGAAGACACUUGAGGAAGUGCUGACACCUGAGGAGAUACCAAAAACUAAAGACGCCGGUACAGCCAUCCCUUGCCACUCAUCAAACGAAAACAACAGGUUUUGUAAGUCGCUCCAACCACCCAUUCUGCCUACACUUCCGGUGAUACAAGUGGUAAUAGUGAACCACAUCGUAAACAACCAAACACCUAACAACAAAAAGUUGUUGCUUGGUAAAUUUUGUCCAAUUGCGCCUGCGCCCAAAAGUAAAAGUGAAAGCGCGACGGCUGAAAGAUAUUCUAAAGGAAGUGGCAGACGACGAAAUCACGUGUGUCACUACAGAGACUGUGGGAAGACAUACAUCAAAAGCUCACAUCUGAAGGCACACUUGCGAACACAUACAGGAGAGAAGCCAUACAUUUGUACAUGGGAAAACUGUGACAAAAGAUUCGCCCGCUCAGACGAACUGUCACGGCACAGAUACACUCAUACUGGAGAGAAAAAGUUUGUCUGCAGUCACUGUGAGAGACGAUUUAUGAGGAGUGAUCACCUCGCUAAACACGUGAAAAGACACCCCCUACUUCCCCCCGUACGAUAGAUAUUGCAGGUUACAUACAAUUUUAUUUCUUGUUAUAGUUGGUGUUCGAUUAUUUAUAUUUUUUCUACUGCUAGAGCAAUGUGUCGUCUUGUAUCAACAGGGUGUGCAGUAACGGUAUUUCAUACGCGUAUAAUCGUGUGUUGUCACGUGAUCAUGUGCCAUCUUCUUUAUCAACAAGGUAUAGGUUUGGAUCAAAGUCGAAAUUUCCAGUAACAUCAUUGGCUUAUGUUUAGGGAACAUGUUUAUAACAAUUCUGUCAUUUUCGGUUAACUUGAAAAUACAUAUAGUUAUUGUGGAUUCUAUUUGACAAAUGUAAAAAUUUUGCCUUUUUACAAAACACGCAAACCAUCCUAUUGCAUUCUUCAUUUGUCAUAAUGGGGAGGCCAUUUUAUGCAACUUGUACUAAAUCAUGUCUUUCUGAAUA
Messenger RNA from Ostrea edulis (European flat oyster), 2936 nucleotides. RefSeq lists its product as uncharacterized. Gene Ontology annotation, molecular function: RNA polymerase II cis-regulatory region sequence-specific DNA binding; DNA-binding transcription factor activity, RNA polymerase II-specific. Bases 281 to 2512 code for a protein of 743 amino acids. The transcript is spliced from 8 exons. Gene Ontology annotation, biological process: regulation of transcription by RNA polymerase II. NCBI's taxonomy places the organism in Eukaryota, Metazoa, Mollusca, Bivalvia, Ostreida, Ostreidae. The record is from RefSeq and is a predicted model, not a curated record. Gene Ontology annotation, cellular component: PcG protein complex; transcription regulator complex.